Messenger RNA from Heterostelium album PN500, 1683 nucleotides. It is a transcript of the gene kinY, whose product is annotated as serine/threonine kinase. Gene Ontology annotation, molecular function: protein kinase activity; ATP binding. Bases 1 to 1683 code for a protein of 560 amino acids. The transcript is spliced from 4 exons. Gene Ontology annotation, biological process: protein phosphorylation. NCBI's taxonomy places the organism in Eukaryota, Evosea, Eumycetozoa, Acytosteliales, Acytosteliaceae. The record is from RefSeq and is a predicted model, not a curated record.
AUGAUUGAAGAAGAUGAAGGUUUAAUUGAAUCAGAGGAAACAACAGAUAUCGAUGUAAAAGUAUUAAAAAUAGCGGAACAGAUUGGUGCUGGUUCCUAUGGAAUGGUCUAUAGAGGAAGCUAUUUCAACUCACAGGUUGCAAUCAAAAAGAUACGUCCUGGUGAACAUAAUAGAGAUCUUCAAAAAUAUUUGAAACGUGAAAUUGCUGUAUUAAAAAAUAUUCAACAUCCAAAUAUUGUACAGUUUAUUGGUGUCUACUAUGAAAAUGAAAAUGUUUUGCCAGCAAUGAUUUCAAAUCAGACUUGGAUCGUCACAGAAUUUGUUCCCGGUGGAAAUUUACAUGAAAAGAUAAAAGAUAGUGCCAAACAAUUUCCAUUGUCCCUAAGAUUUAAAUUAUCAUUGGAUAUCGCUCUGGCCAUGGCAUAUCUUCAUAGUAGAAAUAUAUUGUUUAGAGAUUUAAAAUCAAAGAAUAUUCUUAUUGAUGACACAAGUUCACCGAUCAGAGGAAAAGUUUGUGAUUUUGGUUUCGCACGUAUUGUAAAAAAUAAGAAUAGACAUUUAUCGAUCUGUGGAACUGAUGAUUUUAUGGCACCAGAAGUUAUUUUGGGUAUGGAUUACGAUGAAUCUGCAGAUAUAUUUUCAUUUGGUGUUGUGAUGUUGGAGAUGGCAACGAGAAAGAAGAUUUCGAAAUAUAUCGAAAGAGGACCACAGAAUGCAUUUGAAAUUUCAGAGGAUUUGGCGAGAGAGUUGAUUCCAGAGUCGAUACCAGGACUCUACACAGAGCUGAUUAUUGAUUGUAUUAAAUACACGCCAACAGAGCGUCCUGUAUUCUCUCAUAUCAUUCACGUUUUGAAGCAACUUGUUUCACUGUUUCCUAUUCCCCAAUCGAUUGAAAACCCGCUCUCACCUCACUCCUCCCCAAUCAUCCCAAGAAAGAACUCAAAGGCUGUCAAUCUUCCUCCACUCGAGGGACUACUAAGAAAAAGCAUAGAGUUGAAGAUUGGCGAAGUUGGACUGACAUCUUCAGGAUCCUCAAUAUCGUCAACAUCUUCCUCCAACAAAAGUGGAGAUAGCAACGGCAGCAACAGUCAAAACUGUGAAAACAACAAUUGUAAUAAUAGUCAAUCAAAUAAUAAUAAUCAUAAUGAAGCAUGUAGUAAUAGUCAAACAAAUAGCGAAGCGAAUGGCACCAAUGACAAUCAUUCAUCGAUACCAGAGGAGAGUGAAAAUCAUGUGGCUAUAGGUGGCGACGAUGAAUUGGAUUUGGACGAAGAGGAGAAAGAGAGUAAAGUUCGAUAUCUAAAGGAGAGAAUGUUGUUGGUUCUCGCCGACCUGAACAAGUAUAUGGAUGUUCAGUGUCAGGAGUUACUGAGCAUCUCACAAGAGGAUCAGAUUGCCGACAAGUACGAUGAGUGUCGAAAAGUGAUAGAGCUGCGCAAAGUACUGUGCGAAGUGGUUGGCGAUGACGUUCCACCCACCACGCCAAAGAAGACGACACCACCUACCACUCGUGUCGGUAUCUUUUUGAAAUCGAUGGACAAAUCACUACAGGAGAUCUUUGUCAGUAUCGAACUACUAAAGAUACGUGUGGAAAGAGAGAAACAACUUUUGGAAUCUAUUUACUUGGCAAGAGCAGUUUCAAAACUUAAAAGAAUUUAUGAAUCCAAAUUGAUAUUGGAUUAA